CUCCCACCUCCACCCGACUCCCCUGCAAAUCAUCGCGCAUCAUGGAGGGUCUCUUCUACAAUGUGAAAUAUGGCUAUAUCGAAGGCAUCGUGCGUGGUUAUCGCAACGCACUGCUCACCAGCCAGAGCUACAGCAACCUAACGCAAUGCGAGACUAUCGACGAUGUGAAGCUUCAGCUCUCCCCUGCCUAUGGCGACUUCCUCGCAUCCCUGCCCCCCAACCCAUCUACCUCCGCCCUCGCCAACAAGACCACCGAGAAGCUGGUAUCCGAGUUCCGCUACCUCCAGGCCAACUCCACAGGCUCGCUCGCAAAGUUUAUGGAAUACUUGACGUAUGGAUACAUGAUUGACAACGUUGCGCUGCUGAUCACAGGCACACUUCACGAGCGAGAUACGCGGGAGCUGUUGGAACGGUGCCAUCCUCUCGGCUGGUUUGAGACCAUGCCUGUACUGUGUGUAGCGACGAACAUCGAGGAGCUGUACAACUCCGUCUUGAUCGAGACGCCUUUGGCACCUUACUUCAAGGGCUCCCUCAGCCACCAGGAUCUGGACGAACUGAACAUCGAGAUCAUCCGGAACACACUGUACAAGAACUACUUGGAAGACUUCUACAACUGGGUCAAUACAACACCGGAAGUGGCAGGAACUCCCACGGCUGAGGUCAUGACGGAGGUGCUAGAGUUUGAGGCUGAUCGAAGGAGCAUCAACAUCACGCUAAACUCUUUUGGCACCGAACUUUCAAAGGCCGACCGGAAGAAGCUGUAUCCCAACUUCGGCCGUCUGCAUCCCGAAGGAACGCUGAUGCUCUCGAGGGCAGACGACGUGGAGGGUGUGCGCAUCGCCGUAGAGAGCGUCGCCGACUACAAGACAUUCUUCGACCAGACAGGCCUCAGCGGUCAGAGCGGAGGCGGUGGUCUUGGAAACAUGGCCGGUGGUGUAGGUGGAGAGUCUCGGAGCCUCGAAGAUCUUUUCUACCAGAAGGAGAUGGAGAUUUCAAAACUGGCCUUCACUCGACAGUUUACGCAUGCUGUGGUGUAUGCUUGGGUGAAGUUGCGGGAGCAGGAAAUCCGCAACAUUACCUGGAUAGCCGAGUGCAUAGCGCAGAACCAGAAAGAGCGAAUUGGGAACUAUAUUAGCGUUUUUUAAAGAAAGGAGAUGUGUACUUCUAAGCGUGUUGGUUCGGCCACAAUUCGUCUCCAUAUUGGCGUAGAGGGUCCGGUUUGUAUAUCUAUUAAUUAAAUGUUUCCCUACAUAUCUUUGACAUCUUUUCGUUUUCCAGCCUCCAUCAAACAUCCCCUAGACUACAAUUCAUAGAGAAGCUCCACAGUCUUUAU
Molecule: messenger RNA, 1333 nt
Organism: Lindgomyces ingoldianus
Lineage: Eukaryota; Fungi; Ascomycota; Dothideomycetes; Pleosporales; Lindgomycetaceae
Product: ATPase, V0 complex, subunit D
Exons: 4
Coding region: 42-1145 (367 amino acids)
Biological process (GO): proton transmembrane transport; vacuolar transport; vacuolar acidification
Cellular component (GO): proton-transporting V-type ATPase, V0 domain; vacuolar proton-transporting V-type ATPase complex; fungal-type vacuole membrane
Molecular function (GO): proton-transporting ATPase activity, rotational mechanism
Source: RefSeq, a predicted model, not a curated record